AUGAGAUAUGCUGGAGGAAGGGUGAUGGACGCGGAGGAUGGCUUUGAAGCAGUUGGAUGCUGUCUUUGUUGCGCAAAAGGAUGUCCUGCUGAAUACACUGAUGAUGGAGUUGCUACUUGUAUAAAGCCAAAAUCUUAUGGCAGAGGUACUGGAUACCCUUGGAAAUUUGGUGAUGGUUUCAAUGAUCAUGGAAUGUAUGAACGCUGUGAAGCAGAUCAUGGUGCUAGAAAUUGUGAAAAAUCAGGUGCCAUUGUGUAUCCAAAAUGCAAAUCUGGAUUUCAAAGUGCUGGAUGUUGUAUCUGUAGUCCUCAAUGUCCUGAAGGAAUGAAUGACAUAGGAAUCUCAUGUGGCAAAUCAACCUAUGGUCGUGGUGUAGGUGCUUCCCGUCUACAAUGCCCCGAUGAUAAAGAACAGGAUGCUGGCUUAUGUUACCCUAAGUGUCAGGAUGGCUUGAAUGGUGUCGGUCCAGUGUGUUGGCAAAGUUGUCCAGCUAGCACUCCAGUGAGUUGCGGUCUCAUAUGUGCAGUAGACCAAACAACAUGUGCAGCGUACAUUGGCCGGGCUGCUCUAGCUGGUAUACAAAUCCCUAUCUCUAUCAUUACUGGUAUUGUGAGGAUGGAUAUUCUAGCCCAAAUUGAAGCUGUUAAGGCCGCUCUGGAAUUAGCUCUCCAGCUGGGAACUACGCCAAUGUGUUAA
Molecule: messenger RNA, 696 nt
Organism: Rotaria sp. Silwood1
Lineage: Eukaryota; Metazoa; Rotifera; Eurotatoria; Philodinida; Philodinidae
Source: the annotation of a GenBank genome assembly